Messenger RNA from Pistacia vera, 3452 nucleotides. Its product is annotated as probable LRR receptor-like serine/threonine-protein kinase At1g53430. The record is from RefSeq and is a predicted model, not a curated record. Gene Ontology annotation, biological process: protein phosphorylation. Gene Ontology annotation, molecular function: protein kinase activity; ATP binding; protein binding. The transcript is spliced from 24 exons. Lineage: Eukaryota; Viridiplantae; Streptophyta; Magnoliopsida; Sapindales; Anacardiaceae. Bases 238 to 3261 code for a protein of 1007 amino acids.
GACAAGUUUGAAGUUGCGGUUUGACCACAUGCAAAAAACCAAAACGAUAAGAGCAAAAACAAGUCUUGGUUUCCUGUUAUCUUCAAAUUCUUUCUUCUUUCUUUCAACCACUCCACUCUCUUUGUAUUAAAAGUGUCGUUUCUGUCUCCAAAUUGCUUGUCAUUUUGCUGUUUGGCUUGAGGGAAAUUUGGCCGAAACGAAGAAGGGAGCGGAGAUAAGUUUUGUUGCAGAACGAAAAUGAGGUUUGGUCUUUCAAUGACCAAGGCUGUUUCUGUUUUUGUUUUUGGAUUUUUGGUUCUCAACUGCUGUGUGAACUUUGGAUCACACGCUCAGCUUUUGCCUGACGAAGAAGUGAGUGCUCUCCAAGCAAUUUUCUCAAAACUGCAGGUUAAAAAUAUUCGAGCGAACUCAACUUCUUGCACUGACCAUGAAUGGACUGAUUACGAUGGUUCAAAUGGAAGCAAUAUCACUUGUGAUUGCACCCAGAACAACAAUACUGUUUGUCAUGUCACUAUCAUCUUUCUUAAGGGCCUAAAUUUAGCUGGAGUUUUUCCAGAAGAAUUUGCAAAUCUCACUCUUCUGAGACAAAUCGAUCUUGCCCGCAACUAUAUCAAUGGAACAAUCCCUGCAAGAUUGGCUCAGCUCCAAAAUCUUACCAUUUUGUCUGUUCUAGGAAACCGUGUUGGCGGUUUACUUCCCCAGGAAAUUGGUGAUUUUUCUUCACUGGAGGAGCUGGUCUUGGAAGCUAAUGAAUUUGAAGGACCUAUUCCUGAGAGCCUUGGAAACGUGAGGAGCUUAAGGAGAAUUCUUUUUUCUUCAAACAAUUUUGCGGGAUCAAUACCAGAAUCAUUUGGCAACCUGACAAACUUACAAGAUUUUCGGGUAGAUGGAAAUAACUUGACAGGGAAGAUACCUGAUUUCAUUGGGAAUUGGACUAAUAUGACCAAACUUGAGAUGCAGGGAACCUCCAUGGAGGGACCUAUUCCUUCCUCUAUAUCACGGUUGACGAAGUUAACAGAACUGAGGAUUUCUGAUUUGAAAGGAUCAAGUUCGCCUAUCCCCAAUUUGCAGAAUAUGACUGAAAUGGAAAGAUUGGUACUGAGGAAUUGCUUGCUUAAUGGUACAAUCCCACAAUAUCUUGGGGAUAUGACAGCUUUAAAACUUCUAGACUUGAGCUCCAACCAGUUGACUGGUGAAAUUCCUGGAACACUUCAGAGUUUGGCUGCCAUAGAUUUUGUUUUCCUCGGCAACAACUCAUUGACUGGAGCAGUUCCCGGUUGGAUACUAAAUGGUGACAAGAAAUGGGAUUUAUCUUAUAACAAUUUUUCGGAGCCAUUUACAGCUAGUUGCACACAGAGCAAAGUGAAUGUAAUCUCCAGUCUUCCAUCCUCUGUGAGCAACUCAAAUUCUUGGUGCUUGACGAAGGACCUUCCCUGCCCCGAAAAAGCCACACACUAUUCCUUGUUCAUUAAUUGUGGAGGAAGUCUCUUGAGUUCUGGGGGCGACAGUUAUGAAGAGGACCUCAGCACAGAAGGCCAAUCAUUCUUUUCUUCGGUAGGCAGAAAAUGGGCUUAUAGCAGUACUGGGGUUUUUACAGGCAAUGAAAGUAUUAGUUACUUGGCAUCAAGCCCAAGCCGUCUGAAUGUGAGUGGUGAAGAAUACUACAAAACUGCACGCCUAUCACCGCAAUCACUUAGGUAUUAUGGCCUGUGCAUGCGACAAGGCAGUUACAAUGUGAAACUGCACUUUGCUGAAAUUAUGUUUACGAAUGAUCAGACAUUCAGCAGCCUCGGAAGGCGAAUAUUUGAUGUUUCAAUUCAGGGGGAGGUAGUUUUAAGUGACUUUAAUAUUAUGGAGGAAGCUGGAGGCGCUGGUAUUGGCAUCACCAAGGAAUAUAAAAAUGUCACAGUAAGAGGCAGCACUUUGGAUAUCCAUUUAUACUGGGCAGGGAAAGGAACUGCUGCCCUUCCGGCUAGAGGUGUCUAUGGACCUCUUAUAUCUGGUAUCACUGUGACACCAAACUUCGAAGUUGACACUGGGGGUUUAUCAGUCGGAGCCAUUGUUGGCAUCGUAAUUGCUUCAUGUGUAGUUCUCAUACUGGUGGUGUUGGUUAUACUAUGGAAGAUGGGUUACUUGUGGGCAAAAGACCUUGAAGACAAAGAACUCCGUGCUCUUGAUCUUCAAACUGGUUUUUUCACUCUAAGACAACUUAAAUCUGCUACCCAUAAUUUUGACCCUGAAAAUAAGAUUGGUGAAGGAGGAUUUGGGCCUGUUUACAAGGGUACAUUGGCGGAUGGUGCUGUAAUUGCUGUGAAGCAGCUCUCCUCCAAAUCAAAGCAAGGAAAUCGUGAAUUUGUGACUGAGAUAGGCAUGAUAUCUGCUCUACAGCACCCAAACCUUGUGAAGCUUUACGGCUGUUGUAUUGAAGGAAAAGAGUUAUUGCUAAUAUACGAGUACCUGGAAAACAAUAGUCUUGCUCGUGCACUUUUCGGUAAACCAGAACAACUGCUCAACUUGAACUGGGAAACAAGAAUGAAGAUAUGCAUAGGUAUUGCAAGGGGAUUAGCUUAUCUUCACGAGGAAUCAAGGUUGAAAAUUGUUCACAGAGACAUAAAGGCAACCAAUGUGCUGCUUGACAAAGAUCUAAACGCUAAGAUAUCUGACUUCGGUUUAGCUAAGCUUGAUGAAGAAGAGAACACCCAUAUUAGCACACGUAUAGCUGGAACAAUAGGGUACAUGGCACCAGAAUAUGCAAUGAGGGGUUAUUUGACUGAUAAAGCAGAUGUGUACAGCUUUGGGGUUGUUGCUUUGGAGAUUGUCAGUGGGAAGAGCAACACUAAUUAUAGGCCAAAGGAGGAGUUCGUUUAUCUUCUCGAUUGGGCAUUGGUUCUGCAAGAGCAAGGAAACCUUCUUGAACUUGUGGAUCCAACUCUUGGUACAAAGUUCUCCAAAAAAGAGGCAAUGACCAUGCUUAACAUUGCUCUUUUAUGCACCAACUCAUCUCCCACUCUCAGGCCACCCAUGUCUUCUGUAGUUAGUAUGCUAGAAGGCAAAAGUGCAGUCCAGGCACCGAUUAUUAAGCGCAACACUGACAGCCAGGAUGCGAGGUUCAAAGCAUUUGAGAUACUAUCACAGGACAGCCAAACCCGCGUCACAACCUUCUCUCAUGAUAGUCGCGAAGGACCUUGGGCAGAUUCCUCGACUUCUGUCCAAACCACGGACGUGUCCGUACAGGAUUCUUCAUCAAGAAAGCUUCUUUAGUAAUCUUUAAUGGUCAUUGAAAAUUUGAGACCUGAUGCUUUGAAAUUAUUUUAUAUAAAAUUGUAAAGAAGGGUGAGUUGAAUGCAUUUAUGUAGCUCGUAUUAUGAGUUUUAUUAAUUUAUUGGCAUGUAUUCUUCGUACAAGACUGUCAGAACAGUUUUCUAUUCGAAUUUUGAAAAUAGUAGAAGCAC